Candidozyma auris is the source of this 873-nucleotide messenger RNA. RefSeq names its product putative pantetheine-phosphate adenylyltransferase. Bases 1 to 873 code for a protein of 290 amino acids. Gene Ontology annotation, biological process: coenzyme A biosynthetic process. The transcript has a single exon. Gene Ontology annotation, molecular function: dephospho-CoA kinase activity. The record is from RefSeq and is a predicted model, not a curated record. Lineage: Eukaryota; Fungi; Ascomycota; Pichiomycetes; Serinales; Metschnikowiaceae.
AUGGGCUACUCCACCGUGCUAGUGAUCGAUGACCCAGCUACCAAAAACUACAGCGAUUUCUUUCAAGCUGUGCUUAACCAAUUGCCUCCAUCGCUUCCCGGCAUUGAUGUCUUGGUAACGCAACGUGUGAAACAGACCAAAGAGCUCAACUAUAUCCUCUCCAGCGUUUACGGAUCUCUCCGUAGUUGUGCCAACGAACAAAUGUUUCCCUUCACAUUUGGCAUAAAUGUGCUUGUGAAUAGCUUGCGCCUGGAUUGGGAUUUUGCUUUUGUUCCGGCUUCUGAGUCUGGAAACGGUGUGGUUGCAGACAAAACUAGAGCUAUAGAGACUGAGAUAGAUAAUCGUCAGCCUCCUGACUUCCAGUCUUUCAGUGAGCAUCAGUUCCCAGUGAGUGCUGUUGGCGGAACAUUUGACCACCUUCAUGACGGGCACAAGAUCUUGUUGCUGGCUGCUGCGUUUGCUACUCUGAAGCACCUUAUCGUAGGAAUCACUGGGCAACAGAUGCUACUGAAGAAGAAAUUUGCGGAGGUGAUGGAGCUGUUGGAUCGAAGACUUGGUGCUGUGACAAAGUAUUUGAAGGAGAUUCUACCCGAAUCGGUGACAUUUUCCAUUUACCAGAUAGAUGAUGUAUGUGGUCCUACGGGGUUCGUGCGAGAUAUUGAUGCAUUGGUGAUUAGCGAAGAAACUCGCAAGGGUGCUACUUUUGUCAAUGACUACAGGCGUAAACAAGGAUUCUCUGAAUUAGAGGUUUUGUCUGUGGACGUACUUGGCAGUGACGGAGGUGAGCAAGAUAAUUGGAAAGGGAAAAUAAGCUCGACGGACAUGAGAGAAGAAGAGCUCAAAAGACGCUCGAAGAAACAGAGAACAGUGUAA